Colossoma macropomum (tambaqui) is the source of this 2058-nucleotide messenger RNA. It is a transcript of the gene gpc1a, whose product is annotated as glypican 1a. The transcript is spliced from 9 exons. Gene Ontology annotation, biological process: cell migration; regulation of protein localization to membrane; negative regulation of fibroblast growth factor receptor signaling pathway. Lineage: Eukaryota; Metazoa; Chordata; Actinopteri; Characiformes; Serrasalmidae. Bases 379 to 2034 code for a protein of 551 amino acids. Gene Ontology annotation, cellular component: synapse; extracellular region; plasma membrane. The record is from RefSeq and is a predicted model, not a curated record. Gene Ontology annotation, molecular function: fibroblast growth factor binding.
GGGAGGGAGACGGACAGGCGGCUGAAAGCAGCACCACACUGCGGGGGAGGGACCGCUGAGCUCCCGCUGCACAUUCACGCUCCUGCUUCCCCUCCAGCACGUUACAUCAGAUGUUUCAUCGCCGGCUUUGACAAGACAUGAGCAGCCGACACGGAAACCCUCCGGACUGAGAGACCGACCGUGAGGCUGAGUUGAACCCCCCCGGACUGCGUGGCUGAUACACGCCGUGAGACGCGCUACCUGGCCGGGCGUGAGGAGGCGAGACGCGCCGGUCUACCUCCCUCCAUCUGGACCUUCAAGAAAGGUGGAUUUAGAGACACUGGGUGCCUUACUUUGUUUUGUAGGACUUCUUCAAAUCGCUCAUUCACAUCUUUGAGGAUGGAUCUCGCCCCAGUCUCCAUCGUCUUGUGCCUGCUGGCUGUAUGCGUGUGCGCGGAUAAAGCUAAGAGCUGCGCCGAGGUUCGCCAGUUCUACAGCGGCAAAGGCUUCACGCUCAACGGGGUGCCUCACUCAGAAAUAUCCGGUGAGCAUCUGCGAGUGUGUCCGCAGGGAUACACCUGCUGCACCAGUGCCAUGGAGGAGACCCUGUCCAACCUGAGCCGCAGGGAGUUCGAGGGGCUGGUCAGAGAGGCCGGACGCUCCAUCCAAGCUUCACUCAAUGCCCAGUACAGGAGCUUUGACACAUAUUUUCUGGAGCUCCUGAACGGAUCUGAGCGCUGGCUGGAGGAAGCUUUCGUUAAAGCUCUGGGUACUGUGUAUGGGCCCAAUGCGGGAGUCUUCCGAGACCUCUACUCAGACCUGCGGCGGUACUACAGGGGUGCGGCGCUGAACCUGGAGGAGGCGCUGGAUGAGUUCUGGACGCGUCUGCUGGAGCGUCUGCUGAAGGCCUCCGACCCGGCUGCUGCCUCCCUCAUCUCAGACGACUUCCUGGAGUGCGCGUCCAAGCAGACCGAGACGCUGCGUCCGUUCGGUGAGGCUCCUCGCGAGCUGAAGGGCCGGCUGGUGCGCGUGUUCAUCACUGCCCGCACCUUUGUCCAGGGCCUGAACAUGGCCGGAGAGGUCGUGAGGAAGGUUUCUCAGGUCCCUCUGACCCCUGAGUGUAACCGUGCCAUUAUGAAACUGGUGUACUGUCCGCACUGCCGCGGCCUGGGCUCGGUCAAACCCUGCGCCAACUACUGCAAAAACGUCAUGAAGGGCUGUCUGGCUAACCAGGCUGAUCUGGACACAGAGUGGCAGAAUCUCGUGGACACUAUGCUGCAGGUGGCCUCUAGCUUUGGCACAGAGCCAAGCAUGGACAUUAUUCUCCACUCGAUUCCCGUACGCAUCUCCGAGGCCGUGCUCCACAUGCAGGAGAACAUGGAGCUCUACACCAGCAAGGUUUUCCAGGCUUGCGGGGACCGUGGAGAGGACGGCACACAGAGCUCAGUGUCUGAGGAGCCCAAAAAGAAGGAAAGCACAGUGACGCCGCUGGAGUACAAACCCAGCUCCACAGCUGCGGUCAGACUGGAGGUGCAGGUCUCAGACGUGUCCAGUAAACUGAAGGAGAUGCAGCUGUACUGGAUCCAGCUGCCUUCUGCUCUCUGCAACAGUAAAGCAGCAUCUGGCUCCUCCAAUGAUGACAAGUGCUGGAACGGCAUGGCCAAAGCCAGGUACCUGCCUGAGAUCAUGGGAGAUGGUCUGGCCAAUCAGAUCAAUAAUCCAGAGGUGGAUAUCGACAUCACCAAGCCAGACAUGACAAUACGACAACAGAUCAUGCAGCUGAAGGUCAUGUCUAAUCGUCUGAAAAACGCCCUCAACGGCAAUGACGUGGAUUUCCAGGACACAAGUGAUGACAUCAGCGGCUCCGGAAGCGGAAUGUGCAUUGAGCCGUCCUGUGUCCAAGGCGGGCCACCAGCAUUUGGCCCAAAACAAGACCGAGCAAAACUGGACGCCUACGGCCCAGAGAACAAAAAAGUGAAAGGCUCUGGACGUCAGAUUCAGCCCUGCAUCUCCUUAAUCCUGCUGCUGCUCAUCAGCCUCCUCCUCAGACGGUAAUGGAAACACAGUGCUGCCAAACUG